UAAUAUAUCCAAACGAAGAAGCCCCCAACAACGCAAGUUCAUUCCAUCUCGUCCUUGCAACCAUGGCGUUGUUGUGCCGUUCUGCUGCUUUGCUCUGCAAGUCUUCUGGGGCAGCCCCGCUUGUCUCUGCUGCACGCAAAUACACCACAGGGGGUGUUACGUACGAUUACAUUGUGGUGGAAAAGCGUGGCGAGAAACAGAACGUCGGUUUCAUCCAACUGAACCGACCCAAGGUCCUUAACGCUCUGUGUGACGGCCUCAUGCUGGAGGUCGGGAAGGCCCUCGAUGCCUUCGAAGCCGACAAAGACAUCGGGGCUGUUGUCAUCACCGGCAGCGACAGAGCCUUUGCUGCGGGGGCAGAUAUUAAGGAGAUGCAGAACAGGACCUUCCAGGAGUGUUAUGGUGGUAACUUCCUGGCCCACUGGAACAGAGUGUCUAUGUCCAAGAAGCCUGUGAUCGCUGCCGUCAAUGGAUUUGCUCUGGGAGGAGGCUGUGAGCUGGCUAUGAUGUGUGACAUCAUCUAUGCCGGGGAGAAGGCUCAUUUCGGACAACCUGAGAUCCUGUUGGGAACCAUUCCCGGUGCGGGGGGCACCCAGCGACUGACCCGCGCGGUGGGCAAGUCCCUGGCCAUGGAGAUGGUGCUCACCGGAGACCGGAUCAACGCUCAGGAAGCCAAGCAGGCGGGCCUGGUGAGUAAGGUUUGCCCAGUGGAUCAACUGGUCCCAGAAGCGAUCAAGUGUGGGGAGAAAAUUGCAGCCAAUUCCAAGCUAGUCUCUGCUAUGGCCAAGGAGGCCGUCAACGCUGCCUAUGAACUGACACUGGCUGAGGGCAAUCGUUUGGAGAAGAGGCUGUUCCACUCCACCUUUGCUACGGAGGAUCGUAAGGAGGGCAUGACUGCUUUUGUUGAGAAAAGAAAAGCGGACUUCCAGGAUAAGUAGAGACAGACUUCUCAGUGAGAACACAGUCAACAGGUCAACGUUUCUGAGAGAAAGGGCGUCACUUCCGACUGUCUAAUCGGAAGGGAUGCAUACAAAUCUGGAUUUGGUACUGGAUGCACAAGACCUGUCCUAACUGAAUAGAGAUUGUGUUCACAAUGUUAACCUGUAAUAUUGCUGUGGUGCUCACUCCCUUCCAGUAAUGAAACAUUGGACAUCAGCCCUACUAACUAAAUACCGACUUUGCCUUCUAAUUUAAACACUGAUGUAAACAACCCUAUAUUAUAAGUGAUUCUUUGUUUUGGGGGGGGGCAUUUUCCUCUGUAGAUCUUGCAAAUAAAUAACUAUUUUGGA
Messenger RNA from Gadus macrocephalus (Pacific cod), 1289 nucleotides. RefSeq names its product enoyl CoA hydratase, short chain, 1, mitochondrial (gene echs1). Gene Ontology annotation, biological process: fatty acid beta-oxidation. Lineage: Eukaryota; Metazoa; Chordata; Actinopteri; Gadiformes; Gadidae. The coding region runs from base 63 to 938 and encodes 291 amino acids. Gene Ontology annotation, molecular function: enoyl-CoA hydratase activity. The transcript has 8 exons. The record is from RefSeq and is a predicted model, not a curated record. Gene Ontology annotation, cellular component: mitochondrion.